Protopterus annectens (West African lungfish) is the source of this 2110-nucleotide messenger RNA. RefSeq names its product CTD nuclear envelope phosphatase 1 (gene CTDNEP1). Gene Ontology annotation, molecular function: protein serine/threonine phosphatase activity. The record is from RefSeq and is a predicted model, not a curated record. Lineage: Eukaryota; Metazoa; Chordata; Ceratodontiformes; Protopteridae. The coding region runs from base 723 to 1454 and encodes 243 amino acids. The transcript has 10 exons.
CCCUUUCCCCGCCUCAUUACGUUCCUCGUGACGUCACAGGAGUUCCUGGACGGAUUGACGCGACUGAUGUAGUUACGGCGACCUUUUCUGGACAGGCCAUACCCACUUCCAAUUGGUGGACACCGUGGAGAAAAUAAGGGAUUUUUUUACCCCAGGACUCUGUAAACUAGCUGAUAUUUGCACGCUUGCUUCCUAUCUCAGUCGGUAGCCUGUGCCCUAUGUAUUGGUGUUAGAAGGAUAGUAAACAAGCAGAUCAUUCUGCGUUGCAGGUUGAGAGGUAGCACUCUCUCCUCCUUUCACAUGGAUAGAGAACUACAGAUUAUGUGAUGGUCAGAAUUUCGUUAUUAAAAUGAAGCUACCAACAGCGGGUUAGACAAAUGUUGACAGCUUCUGUGGCUAGGCCACAUGCCCCUGCAUAGUAACCUAAGUUUAGAUGUUUUUACCCUUUAUUUAUUAAAAGUUAAGGAGGGUUACAGCAGGAGUAGGUGCUUUCAUUUUACUCAUGACUUAAGGUAACAGAGUACUGUAUACCGUGGAAGACUGAAAGCCGUGAGCAACCUUAUCAAGGGAGGCAAACGGUGACAAAUGUGGAUAACAGAUAUUGUGCGGUACCUGUUUCACUUUAUUCUUUAACUUUCUUACUGUUCGUGUUACAUAUAAAAGGACCAGCCACGGGACUGGCUGCCUGAGCAACCAAACUGGCGGAUAUUGGGUUUGUGGUGAUGAUGAAAACUCAGUGUUUGCUGGGUGUACGCACCUUUGUGGCCUUUGCAACAAAACUGUGGAGUUUUAUCCUGUAUAUUCUACGACGACAGGUUCGAACUAUAAUCCAGUACCAAACGGUGAGAUACGAUAUUCUACCUCUGUCACCAGUCUCUCGCAACAGACUCCAUCAAGUCAAGAGGAAGAUUUUGGUCCUCGAUCUGGACGAAACAUUAAUUCACUCUCAUCACGAUGGAGUGUUGCGGCCAACAGUCCGACCUGGGACACCACCAGAUUUUAUUUUAAAGACUCUGAUGGACAGACAACAUCACAGAUAUGUGGUACAUAAACAAGCAGGGGUUGAUUUCUUUGAAACAGUAAGUCAGUGGUAUGAGCUGGUAGUAUUCACAGCCAGUAUGGAAAUUUAUGGUUCUGCAGUGGCUGACAAAUUAGACAACAACAGAGGGGUUCUCAAACGCAGAUUUUAUAGACAGCACUGUACACUAGACCUGGGCAGUUACAUAAAAGAUCUUUCUGUGGUACAUAGUGACCUCUCCAGUAUUGUAAUUCUGGACAAUUCGCCAGGGGCUUACCGAAGUCAUCCAGACAAUGCAAUUCCCAUCAAGUCGUGGUUUAGUGACCCAAGCGAUACAUCACUUCUCAACCUUUUACCAAUGCUUGAUGCCCUACGAUUCACAGCAGAUGUCCGGUCUGUACUUAGCCGAAAUUUGCAUCAACACCGGCUUUGGUGACCAUUAUCCUACCCCCAUUUUUUGCUGGGGUGUGAUCUUUAAUCUUCUGCCUUAUCCUCAGAGUUGCCUGACUUCCCUUUUGCGUGCUUUGAACUGUUAUUGGACAUAAUGGAGCAACAUCUGGCACCAGAGCUUUCUUUCCUCCAACACUGGUUUACAGACUUAACAGCCCAAGUGCAGCUUUCUGCUCUUGGACAAUGUGUUUCCUUUGGCUUUUCCAGUUGGAACAGUAGGAAAUCUGGCUUUGAAAAGAAGACUGUGUGACUACCACAGACACCUACUGGCAUGAGAGGAUUCAUGGGGUGGAGUUGGGCAAAAACAAUAUUACGCAUUACAGAUAGAUUAUGGGAAACAGAACCCUUUUUAAAGAUAGUACUUUUCUUGUACAGAGAAUCUUUAAGAAAUAUAUUUUUUUUGGUUUGCUUUUUUUUCCUUGAAGGCAUUGCCCAAGUGACCCCCUGCUAGCUCUAGAAGAGUUUAGCAACUGACUUCUUAGCUGUGACAUAAACAGAAGAAAAGGUUUUAAACUGAAUGAUGCAACUGUUUAACAAAGUGCUCACUCUUGUUACUUGUACCAGCUCCAUACACAUUUUUUCAGAUAUUGUAUAAAACAAUAUGACAGUUAUAUUCAAAUGAAUGAGCAGAGAACAUUUUAA